UACAGUUCAAUUGUGCAUGCGGUUAAUUGAUUAAAUUGGAAGAGCCACAGGCCUUGUUGUUUCACCAGUGUCGCUUCAAUCUCAUUGUCGGUUUAAGUCAUCGUUUGCGAGAGAACAGCUGGGAGGAAAAGAGGGACGAGUCGAACGACGUUGGUGAAGCUUUAUUCAAGUUCGCGCAAGCUUAUGAAACGCGUGUUUCGAUUAUCAUUUGAAAUUGUCGCGCCGGCACACGUUGAUUUCACGCCCGUUCGCGUCGGACGCACCGGGCUGCUCUCUCUCUCUCUCGAAUCGACGAUUGUGGCUCACGACUGUAUAGACAACGGCGGAUAUAAUUAUCUUGAGGCGAGCGAGGAGCUCGCCGAUCUCUCCCGCGAGUGUAUCGGAAGCGAAUUCACGCCGCUGGGCGGUAGGCGUUCGAGGCGUUCGAGGCGUUCGAACGUGAUACUCGCGAUAACGCUCCACGCGCGCAGUGCAUACGUGUGCGCGCGCGCGCACGCACGCUCCACACACGUGCGGGUACGUCGUGGCGCAUGUCAAGUCGCGCGUCCGCCGCUAUCGGCUCGUCUGCCCCCGUGAGCACGGGACGCUUCUCGCGAUCUACGAAAUGCCGAUCCGUCGGCCGCGGAAGUAGGCGCCCCGGGUGCGACAGCAGCGUGCGCCGCGUCAUCGCCGUGCAUCGGAGCCGCGAGAGGAUGGCGGAGUCGAGCGGGCCGAUUCUUCACGUCAUCGUCGUCGGGUUCCACCACAAGAAGGGCUGCCAGGUAGAAUACUCGUUUCCACCCCUGGUGCCUGGCGCACCUAACGAGUGUCCGCUGGGAUGGAAGUACCUGCCCACACUCGCUCUGCCCGACGGCUCCCACAACUACGACGAGGACACGGUCUAUUUUCACCUGCCCAGUCUCAACGAUCCGAAACGCACGAUAUACGGCAUCUCGUGUUUCCGCCAGAUACCCGUGGAGAAACUGAAGAACCGCACGUCGGACAUAACGAGGGGCACCGUUCAAAAGUCCGUCUGCGUGCUGAGCACUCUGCCCCUCUACGGACACAUCCAGGUGAAAAUGGCCCUGAUAACGCACGCGUACUUCGAGGAGGGGGAUUUCAGCAAGGUGUCCUUGCUGGAGGACACCUAUCAUCACCUUAACUCGUGUAUGAGCGGCGAGAGCCAGAUACCGCCGCAAAUCUUUGUUGGUUUGUCCGCGAGAGACUUUAUAUUGCAAUUCCGCCACAAGGUGUUGCUCUUAUUUAAAUUGCUCCUGCUCGAGAAGAGGAUAGUCUUUUAUCAAUCGCCCGUGCAGCCGCUGUGCGCCACGAUAUUGACUCUACUGUCGCUGUACCCGGACAUGAUUGAACACGGUCUCCAGCAGGCGGCUUGCGUGAGACCGUCCAGGCCGAUGUCGCCGAUCCCGACCUUCGACGAGGAGGAGAUCUCGACGAAUAACGUCGACGACUCCAACUUGUCGUCCGACCGCAUCGUCAAGGAAAACAUGUCGAACGCGGGCCACGAGCAGUGCAACGAUAACAGCAAUAGGAACUCCCUGUGUAUUAAUGACAACAAAACCAUGGAGUCGAUGGAGGGUAAAUGCUUGGACGGGCUGCAGCAUGUCGCCCUGCAGAAGAACAACAACGACAACGAGAAUCUAAAUAUGAAGGUGAUCGAGAUAGAAUCGGCGCAGGAGUGCACCGAGUCUUACCUGGAGGAGAGCGACUCCAAAUACUCGCCGAAGCCGAACGAUAACGUGCACAGGGUACACAGCGUGAACGCCAUCACGUUGAACACCGGCGACACGGAUAAUAGUUUACCCCGCGACACGAGCAGCGACGCGCUCUCCGACGCGAGAUUAACGAAUAACAUUACGCAAAUCGCGCACAUUAAUCCGGAGCUGUGCGGCCUACCUUUGGAGUUAUUUACGAAGGGAUACCUCUGCUUACCUUACUUGUCUUUGCCCUACUUGGAUCUCUUGGGGGACAUUAAUGUCAGAGGCUACAUAGUUGGCGCCACAAACGUGCUGUUCAAACAAAAGAAGCAGCUGAUCGACGUGCUGAUCGAGAUUGAAAACACGAGGAUAGAGGCGACCGAUCCCGAGCUGAGGCGGCAGCUGCAUCUCACCACCGAGGACCUGAGAUUCGCCGAUUACGUGGUGAGGCACGUGGCCGAACCUCGGAAGGACAUCUUCCUGGACGGGGUGGGGUGGGAGGGCGGCGACGAAUGGAUCAGGACGCAGUUCCGGGUGUACCUGUUGAGCAUGCUGCGCACGUCCAUGCAGCAGGACACCCGCCAGUCGGAUCACUACAACGCGGCGUUCAUGUCCGCGUGGCGCGCCACGAAUAAUUACAAGGCGUGGUGCGGCGCGAACAAACCGGAGAUACUCAACAUCGAGCCCGGCCAUCCCUUUGCUGGUCAACUGUCGGUGCAAGAUAUGAAACUGCGCUUGUCACACACGAUGCAAAAUACGGAAAGCGGCAGAAAGUUGAAUCAAGCGAUGGCAUCGACUGGGCGCGCGGUGGCCACCACUGGGAAAGCCGUGGGGGGAGCGCUGUCGCAAGCGAAAGGGGCAUUCUCGAACUGGUGGAGCACGCUGACGACAGUACAGCCGGUCGACGAGGCAAAGAUUGACAAUCAGACGACAAACAACCAUCACGCAGUGUCCAGCGUCGCGGACAAGGAGCCCGUCGAAGACGAGGAGAUGACCAUCUCCGCAGUCCACAACGCGGAUCUUACUGUAGAUCUUGACUAAUACCGAAAACAUACGAGAAGCGAAAAAACGAAUCGCGAGUGCGAAAAUACGAAGCUAAAAAUACGAGAUAUCGGACAUUGGUGCGGAACGUAAUACAAAGGUACGUAAAACUCUACGGGGAUUCCUUGCGAGGCCCCGUGUACGGCGCGCUUGUUAAACGGCCGAAUUGUUUUUACAGCGUUUCAGUUUUAGCGAGGCAGGUUUACGAAGUGAAUCCGCGCACGACAGACUGUGUUAGCGCGACGCGCAGUUUCGUAGGAUUUUUUAGGCUGUCCGGCAGGGAUGCCGGGACUUAGGUCGAUAUGUUAUUGAUUUGAGAGUACAAGUUUUUCGUAAGUUCCGAAUAUUCGUCGAAUAUACUGUACGUAUCAUUUCUCCGCUUUGUAAACUGUACGGUAUAAUUUUGUAUAUCUUUUUAGUUGCAAAGAAAAGACACGUGACCGCCGCCAGCGGUCUUCUAUUCAACUUUUUCAAUGUUGCAUGCAAUUGAGCGGCACUCUAUAAGAAAUGUCAAUCAAUUUUAGACCCUAAGUAAUAGAGAAAGCAUUUUUUUUCAGUCGCAAAUCUCAACUAUUCUAUAUAGCUAAGGGCUAUACUACAUUUACACAUAUAUACUACGUACAAUGACAUUAUUGUUUCGUUUAUAUAGAGAUAUUCUCGCUUAAGAAGUACCUGUAUCCUUUGUAUAUAAAAACAAAAUAGUGCGGCAUAUUUAUACGCGCAUGUUUACAUCGCGAUCGCUUUUCGCGCGUUAUCACUGCGAGAUCUUGGUCACAUUUACCGCUCGAAUCGGAAGAAUACAUUCGCCCUUAGAGGUAUACAAGUAUAAUAAAAGAAACGCGAGAAGAGCCGGCAUGCCCGACAUAUCGCACGCUAUCGAUCGUAGCGAAUUUCUAUCCGCGGGGUUUCAGUAUACUUUCUAUUGUCGCGAGCACAUAGCGGAUUACGUGUAGAGGAUGCGCGCGGGAAGUUCGGGAACUGGGACAGCCGAUAUCCGACAAGACGUAAACAUUGUACAUUGUUCCAUAAUUCAUUUCACUAAGGCUAAUCCUGUUAUUGACAAUAUUGCUACCUCCAUUUAUUGUCGAGAUUACACCGUACGAUUAGUUCCGUGUAUAACGCCGACGGUCCCUCGUGUAAUUCGACAGAUCGGCGACGCAGGAUCUAAAUCGGGACGCAGUAGUUGUUAAGCUGACUGUAUCCUCGUAACCGUCGGGAUAAAUUGUUAGUUUUAUCGCCAAGAUCGCGGACGGAUCAUUCGUGGAACGAAGAGCUUGCCGUUUAAUCGUAGCGGAGUUACGAUUCAAUUAAGCUUAGAGCCACACGUGUAGAUUAUUUGUAGUGCUACUAGCGUAGUCAUUACGGCAACAUACGUAUAUCCCGAUUAAGGCAAGGUUUUUCUUCGCCGCAAUAUUCGUAGAGUUAAACGCGAAAAGCAAACGUCUCGUAGUGGUGUUUUAUUAAUUUACGAUUUCCUAUAGCGAGCUUAAUGGUACUUAAUCCCUAUUUUUACACCAUUUUUGCGUUGACCAAGUGAAUCUCAAACUCGGCCACAUUUGGCGCCAGGUAUCGAUUUUCUUUUCUUUUUUUUCUUACAAUUGUAAGAUCGAUCGGUUGAAUUUCUUAAGCCGUUAUUCAAGGCGACGCGUGGCAGUUAUGCGAGCUGUUUAUCUCGAAGGCGUUCGAGAAUAUAUUUAAUCUCAAAUAACAAAUUGUACAUCUCACUUAAAUCUCUACUCGCACACGCAGCCACUGUUUUCGGGAUAAAACGGUUCGCACGCCAGUUUUAGUUUAAGGUAUCGUAGGCGCAUCUUUGUGAUAUUUAGUUUGUCAUAGUCCACUCGCGAGUUAAGUUCUCCGAGGAGAAUCUCUCUCGGUGCUUUAGGGCACGCCUUUAUUUAUAUAAGUAAAGUGUGCCAAAUGUGGAGCGUGUACGUUCUUAGGAGUAUCGAAUGUGUACGGGCGAGACGUAUCUUGCAAACGGCGCGAUGCAAAUUCGGGCGAGAAAGGCUGUUAAUGAACGGACUCGACGGAGCAUUUUAUGGUUUUAUUAAACGUUCGAUAAAAUUAUCGUUUUCGAUACACGACGGUUUUCUUUCGUCCGAUCCCUCGCCACUGAAGAAAAACCGCGUGGAUUUAGAUUUACGCGAAUGAAUCUUGCUCGCGCUGUCCUAAAGAUUGUUACAUAGAAACGGUAAACGUAUAGACACUUUUAUGUAAAGUUGUUUUUUUUUAUUUGAAGUCGUAUUUAACACGUGUACAUACAAUUUAUUUAUUGCAAUUUCCCAGCGGCGUCUCUUUUUCGCGGGACUACAUCUUCAAGUCUGAUCUACAGUGCGCUCUUUGCGUCUAGAGACGUUCUAAAACGCUUUGUCAACAAUGUACGAUUGUACCUAAAACAAAUGUGUAAUUUAUUUAUCGGCUACGAAACAGAAUGCUUCUAGACGCGAAGAGUAGAUCAGGUUUAAAUAGCCGUUAAGAUUUUCCCCUUGCGAUCGAAUUACGAACGCGCUCUCUGUACGAAGAGAAGACGAAUUCUAGUUGAUCGAGACGAAAAGGGAGAGAGAAAAAAAACCCAGAAUAACACGUACGAAUUGGACGAUCCCUUCGCACAGCUUUACACGUUACAUUAUCGCGGGCGAGAAGUUAUUUAAGACCCACCCUCUCCCGCCCACGUUGGAUAUAACUGAAUAUGUUUUCUAUAUUUAUAAAACGCGAGUUUGUACAGCUUACGAGAAAUGUAAGAGGGACGGAGAGCGUCGCGGAACCCGAGAGACGACUAAUUCCACUGUAUUGUAUUCCUAUGUAGCACCCACCAUUCAAAGUAUUAAGAGGAAAUAAUACAUCUGAUUCUGAAUGUG
Molecule: messenger RNA, 5596 nt
Organism: Vollenhovia emeryi
Lineage: Eukaryota; Metazoa; Arthropoda; Insecta; Hymenoptera; Formicidae
Product: late secretory pathway protein AVL9 homolog
Exons: 9
Coding region: 531-2735 (734 amino acids)
Cellular component (GO): cytoplasm
Source: RefSeq, a predicted model, not a curated record